GCGUGUGCGCGUGCCACAGGCUCACACACGUCGAUUCUCCUCAGAGACGCGAUGACCGACUCAGCGGCCGCACUCAGCACCGGAGAGCCGGGAUUAAACGGCUCAUGGGUGGAGCUCGAGAUGAACAGAAACGUAGGAGGGUCGUUGCAGGCCUCAGGCACCUCGCAGGCCCCUCCCGGUCUGGCCCAAGUAGUGGAGGAGGACGACGGGAUGGUGGGAGGGCUGGAGCACGUGCCCUCGUCCUCGUCCAUCCAUAACGGAGACAUGGAGAAGAUCCUGCUUGAUGCUCAGCAUGAGUCCAGCCGCAGCAACUCGUCCUGCGACAGUCCUCCACGCCCCCGCAGUCCUCAGGAUGAAGGUCAGAUCAGCUUCGACGUGGACAGAGGAGAGAACCAGGAGGUGAUGGAUAAGAUGAAGGACGACGAGAUUCUAAUAAAGGACUCAGACUGGGUGGCUGAUUGGUCUAGCAGACCUGAGAACGUCCCGCCAAAGGAAUUCCAGUUCCGUCACCCAAGGAGAACCGUCACCCUCAGCAUGAGGAAAACUGGAGCCAUGAAGAAGGGAGGGAUCUUCUCCGCUGAGUUUCUCCGAGUGUUCCUACCCUCGCUGCUGCUCUCACACUUACUAGUCCUGGGGCUCGGAGUAUAUAUCGGGAAAAGGCUGACGACCCCCCCUGCCAGCUCCUUCUGAGCACCAAAUGUGUUGCAGUGCCUCAGGCGUGGCUCAUGUGCGUUGUGCGAAAGUGUUGAACGUUGCCGUUUGUACGAGGAAAGGCCCAAUCCUGCUCAUGCUCACCCCGUAAUCGUUUUCUUUUCUUUUUCCUUUUCCUUUAAAAUGUCUUGAUUCAUUUCAGUUCAUUUCUUUAAUACCCGUCUCCUGCUCGGCACCUCAAACAAGUGUUAUUCUGCAGUUGGGGUUUUCUUUCGCUCAGCUUUUCCCUCUUUUAAUAUAUUUGUCCUAAAUUUAAUUCUAGUAGGUUUGUUUAUGGUAAUGCCAAGCAUUCGGGGUGUGCAUGCCUGAGGGAGUUAAAGCAAACCAGUGAGAGACUCCUGGUCCUGGAAAGUCGAAGCUGUGACCCAAUGUUAUUUUAAAAUCGUGGGCUGUAAACAAAGAAAAGACCCUGAAAUGUGACCCGAAAGGAGUCAAACUACGAGUGCACAGUAAAGCACCUUCCGUGUUAUAGACGUUUCUUUAAAGCUGAUUAGAAUUUCAUUUAUUCUGUGAUUUGCAGAUUGAAGAAUUAAAAUUGUUCAGCGACAAAAGGUUCUGUUCCCAGACGACACAGUGACCUUUAUAUUUAUACUAAAUGAUUGAACAUAUUUAAAAGAUCGUUCGACAAGCCGCUCAGGUGGGGCAGCGGUAAAAUACGCUAGCACACCAGAGCUGGGUUUUCGAAUACAUCGUAUCGACUGGUGCAGUUACGACCCCUGCUGGCUGAUUGAUGGCGCCUGCACAGGGCUGAGGAAUAAUGCUGAUCAGGGUGUGGCUCUCUGUGCACAGUGCUGAUCAGUAUACACCGAUUAGGCAUAACAUUAUGACCCCCUCCUUGUUUCUACGCUCACUGUUCAUUUUAUCAGCUCUACUUACCAUAUAGAAGCACUUUGUAGU
Trichomycterus rosablanca is the source of this 1608-nucleotide messenger RNA. It is a transcript of the gene bnip3lb, whose product is annotated as BCL2 interacting protein 3 like b. The transcript is spliced from 6 exons. NCBI's taxonomy places the organism in Eukaryota, Metazoa, Chordata, Actinopteri, Siluriformes, Trichomycteridae. The record is from RefSeq and is a predicted model, not a curated record. Gene Ontology annotation, cellular component: mitochondrial envelope; mitochondrial outer membrane; nuclear envelope. Gene Ontology annotation, biological process: mitochondrial outer membrane permeabilization; defense response to virus; positive regulation of apoptotic process. The coding region runs from base 52 to 690 and encodes 212 amino acids.